Molecule: messenger RNA, 2370 nt
Organism: Ictalurus furcatus (blue catfish)
Lineage: Eukaryota; Metazoa; Chordata; Actinopteri; Siluriformes; Ictaluridae
Product: butyrophilin subfamily 1 member A1-like
Exons: 15
Coding region: 111-1706 (531 amino acids)
Molecular function (GO): protein binding
Source: RefSeq, a predicted model, not a curated record
UUACACAGGUUACACAAACAAAAGUACACUAAACUAACAUUGUGGACUUAUUAACAGUCUUUACUUUCUAGCGUCCUCUUAUCAAGAAAAUAUUACCCUUACAAGGUGGGAUGAUGUUUUUCUCUGUGACUCUCCUGAUUCUCUUCAGCUUCAUGAAAUUUCAAUCAGAGGGAUUAAAGCUGGUUGGUUCAGAUGCCCCUCUUGAUGCUGUAGCUGGUGAAGACCUGGUUCUGCCCUGUUUUAUCAAACCCCAAACCAGCGCUGUGCACAUGACAGUGGAGUGGAUUAGAGUAGAGGAUGUGGCUUCAGUAGUGCAUCUCUAUAGGGAUCAUGAAGACAGAAAUGAAAAGCAGGCUCAGUCCUACAGAGGAAGAACAUCACUGUUUAAAGAGGAGCUACAGAAAGGCAACGCUUCACUCAAACUCUCAGCUCUCCGAGUCUCUGAUGAAGGAAAAUAUAGAUGUCUCGUUGAGGACAAAUCCUGGUAUGAUGACGUCACUGUUCACGUCACUGUCGAGGUAAUUCUGGGAAGCCACCCGGUGAUCACGAUGGAGAGUUAUGAUCACUCAGGAGGGAUUAAUCUAGUGUGUGAGUCCAGAGGCUGGAACCCUGCACCUGAGGUUCUGUGGAUGAACAGAGAAGGAGACACUCUGCCUGCUGGAGAUACACAGAUACACAGAGACACUGAGGGCUUCAGUGUGAAACACCGCAUCACUGUUUAUGAUUAUAGCGACUCCAACAAGUUUUACUGCAGACUUCAACAACAACAUCACAUGAUGGAGGCAGAGGUUAUCAUUAAUAGUAAAGUCUUUAAUGCUUGGAAGUGGGUUGGGGGCAUUUCAGUUUUAGCAUGUCUUAUUGCUGUUGGAUGGAUAGUAACUGCAGUUAUCUGUUACAAGAAAGUGCUUCAAAGGCAGAAGCAAAAAGCAGAGCGGCAGAGACAGCGAUUGGAAUACGAGGUUCAAAGUCAGAAGCAAACAGCAGAGCUGCAGAGACAGAGAGUGGAAGACGAGCUUCAAAGUCAGAAGCAAAAAGCAGCCUCAGAGCUUCAGAAGGAGAAGGAAUACGCAGCCUCAGAGCUUCAGAAGGAGAAGAGAUAUGCAGAGCUGCAGAGACAGAGAGUGGAAUACGAGUUAAUAAAGAAGAAGAAGUUUUCAGUGGAUGUGACUCUGGAUCCUGAUACAGCUCAUCCUAAACUCAUCCUGUUUGCUGAUGGAAAACAAGUGAGACAUGGAGACACACAACAGAAUCUCCCUGAUACUCCAAAGAGGUUUAAUAAAUGUGUCUGUGUUCUGGGAAAGCAGAGUUUCUCCUCAGGGAGAUUUUAUUAUGAGGUGCAGGUCAGAGGGAAAACUGAGUGGAAUGUUGGCGUGGCCAAAAAGUCCAUUAACAGAAAGGGGGACAUUACACUGACUCCUCAGAGUGGAUUCUGGACUGUGAAACUGAGGAAUGAGAAUCAGUAUGAGGCUUGUGCUGGUCCCUCUGUCCGCCUCACACUGAGAGAGAAGGUGGAGAAGGUGGGGGUGUUUGUGGAUUAUGAGGAGGGUCUGGUCUCCUUUUAUGAUGUGAAGUCCAGCUCUCAUAUCUACUCUUUCACUGCUCAGUCUUUCACUGAGAAACUCUAUCCAUUCUUCAGUCCUUGUAGUAAUGAAGGAGGUAAAAAUUCAGCACCACUGAUCAUCACUCCUGUAUUUAACACUGAAUGAAUUUUCACCUCACAGAUUUAAUCAAUUAUUAAAUGGUGAGAAUUAAAAGAAACAUCUUACUUGUUCUGGUAAAUUUUAGAAAUACAUAUUCCUUUUUAAAGUGCUGUACAGUUUAUUUUAAUACCUGGGGGUUUGUUAUUUUCACAUAAAACAAAUCAUUUUAAUCCUCCAGUUUGUUUUUACAAAUUAUGAUUGUGGAACUUUAUUUCAAAUCAAAUAUGAAUAAAGAUCAUUUACAGUUCACACUGAGUUUUACUGCAGAAUUUAAUACGAUCAAUAAAAUGUAUGAAGUUUAGCUGCUGAUGUCUGUGUAGAUAAAACCGAACACCACUGAGUUUCUCCUUCAAAUUUCAUCAAACACAAACACAAUUACACUCAUUUUUUAUUUAGAAAUAAACAUGUAAGGGUUUUUCUCUUCUUAAAAAUAGUAAAGAAAUUAAUGAAUAAAUGAAUCAUCUAUCUGUGCUAAAUUCUGCCAAAGCUGUAUGACGUGGUCCAUCAGAAAACGUUCUUAUCUGAACAAAAAACAAAUUUCUUAAACGUAGGACAGCAGGGGGAAUCUCAUUAAUAUUCAUGAGAGAAGCGCUUUCUGAUUGGUCAGUGACGUGUUUCUGCUCUGACGUUUUAUGUUGCUGCAUAAGACCAUUUUGUGACUUUAGUGAAA